Silurus meridionalis is the source of this 4165-nucleotide messenger RNA. RefSeq names its product bromodomain containing 2b (gene brd2b). Lineage: Eukaryota; Metazoa; Chordata; Actinopteri; Siluriformes; Siluridae. The transcript has 12 exons. The record is from RefSeq and is a predicted model, not a curated record. Gene Ontology annotation, cellular component: nucleus; chromatin. The coding region runs from base 128 to 2626 and encodes 832 amino acids. Gene Ontology annotation, biological process: regulation of DNA-templated transcription; chromatin remodeling.
GAAAGGCGCCAUUUGCUUCUCGGACUCUAGCGGUUAAUGACAAUAAAACUGAGCUCUCCGUUGGUGAAAAAAAAAAAAAUAGAACCGAAACCGCUCAAAUCUAAAUAAAUAAAUCCGGUUUAUCCUUAUGGAUGCGGCGGUCAACCCGUCUAUUGACAGCAGGUCUGUCAUGACGGGUGCCCUGGAGUCAGGCACAGCGAACACGGGCAAACGCAUCCGCAAACCGUCUCUACUCUACGAGGGCUUUGAGGGCCCCGGACUCCCGCUCGCACCCAUGCCUGUUGCUGGACCACCGCUCUCGCAGCACCUCCCGGUGAAGGACCCGAACCGCCUGAGCCGCGUCACCAACCAGCUGCAGUACCUCCAGAAGGUGAUGACGAAGGCGCUUUGGCGUCACCACUUCGCCUGGCCUUUCCACGAGCCCGUGGACGCCGUUCGACUCAACCUACCUGACUACCAUAAGAUCAUCAAGCAGCCCAUGGACAUGGGCACCAUCAAGAAGCGGCUGGAGAACAACUACUACCGCAGCGCCAGUGAGUGCAUUCAGGACUUCAAUACCAUGUUCACCAACUGCUACAUUUACAACAAGCCCACCGACGACAUCGUGCUGAUGGCCCAGUCUCUGGAGAAGGUCUUUCUGCAGAAGGUGGCUCAGAUGCCACAGGAAGAGAUCGAGUUGCCUCCUCCUGCACCCAGGGGCCGAGCUAUGAAGACGGCCAAAUCCCGGCGGGGAAGAGGCGGUAGUCUGAGUGCAGCUCAGCAAGUUCCGGCUGUGUCCCAAUCCGCCUACUCGCCGUCGUCUCCCGAAACCCCGGACUCCAGGUUCACCGGCUCUCCCCACGUGAUGCUUAGUAAACCCGGACCGCCUCCUCCUCUUCCUCUUCCUCCUCCUCCUUCCCUCAUGACUCUGCCCCCCACACAGCCUACCGCUAAGAAGAAAGGCGUGAAGCGCAAAGCGGACACCACCACCCCGAGCACCACGGGUUUCCCCGUGCCCCCUGCAGGCCGUGCGAUGGGUAUGGGGAAGGGGCGUGGCGCUCUUUCGCUCUCGCCUGUACCCAGCCUGACGUGCGGCAUGGGCGUGAGCGAGCCCGUGCACCUGCAGCCCGUCAUGGGUCGUUCGGUGCCGCGCCGUCCCAUCAAACCCCCGCGCAAAGACCUGCCCGAGAUGGCAAGGCCGAAGAGUGCACCGCGGCACCGCACCAAGCUGAGCGGCCAGCUGCGCUACUGCAGCUCCAUCCUUAAAGAGCUGCUGAGCAAGAAGCACGCCGCCUACGCCUGGCCCUUCUACAAACCCGUCGACGCGUCGCUGCUCGGGCUGCACGACUACCACCUCAUCAUCAAACACCCUAUGGACCUCAGCACCAUCAAGAGGAAGAUGGACGAGCGGGAGUACAGGGACUCUCAGGAGUUCAGUGCUGACGUGAGGCUCAUGUUCUCCAACUGCUAUAAGUACAAUCCACCUGAGCACGACGUUGUGGCAAUGGCACGCAGACUGCAGGACGUGUUCGAGUUCCGUUUCGCAAAGAUGCCCGACGAGGUCCUGGAGGAAGAGGAGGGCGAAGAAGGGUUGGCGCCGACCUCUCUGGGUCGUAACGUGGGCAUUAUGGGAUUGCAGCACUCCUCCUCGUCGUCGUCAUCAUCUUCAUCUUCAUCGUCCUCGUCGUCUCCGUCGUCCUCUUCGGAAAGCGAGCCGAGCAGCGACAGCGAGCCGAGCAGCGAAAGCAGCCCGAGCUCGGACAGCGAAGAGGAGAGAGCUCAGCGCCUCGCCCAGCUACAGGACCAAGUGUGCACUCAGCUGCGGGCGGUGCACGAGCAGUUGGCCGCUCUCUCGUCUGGCCCCAUCAUCAAACCCAAAAAGAAGCGGGAGAAGAAGAAGGACAAGAAGAAGAAAAAGAAGCCGGAGAAGCGCAAAGGCGUCCGGAGCAACGAGAGGGAGCGAGAGAAAGUCCCCAAAGUAACAAAGAGCAAAUCCAGCAAGAUGGCCACAAUGUCUACUCAGAGCAAAAAAGCUCCUGCCAAGAAGAACAGCAAGAGCAACAAGACAACUAAGAAGUCCUUGGCACCAGCGGCCCGUUUCUCGGCUCCUGCCCCGCCGAUACCACAGUACGACUCCGAGGAGGAGGAAGACGGUCUGCCUAUGAGCUACGACGCCAAACGCCAACUCAGCCUCGACAUCAACAAGCUGCCGGGAGAUAAGCUGGGCCGAGUCGUGCACAUCAUCCAGUCCCGCGAGCCGUCCCUCCGCGACACCAACCCCGAGGAGAUCGAGAUCGACUUCGAGACGCUCAAACCGUCUACGCUGCGUGAACUCGAGAGCUACGUUACCAGCUGCCUGCGCAAAAAGCCGCGGAAACCUUACGUGAUGAAGCCGGCUGGUGGGAAGUCUCGUGAGGAGCUGGCUUUAGAGAAGAGAAAGGAGCUGGAGAGACGGCUGCAGGAUGUUAGUGGCCAACUCAACUCUGUCAAAAAGCCCCAGAAACCCAAAGCGGAGAAGGCCAGCGUGAGCACAGAGCCAAACCACUCCAUGCCCGCUCGCCUCAGCGCCUCCAGCUCCAGCUCCGACUCCUCCUCUUCCUCCUCUGACUCUUCUUCCUCAGACACCAGUGACUCUGACUCCAGGUGAUCAUCCGGGUUUACAAGAGCACUGACAACGGCACGUCCUAAAAUACGGACGAGACGAAUCCAUGACAGAAAUGGUGAGGCUGUAUGAGUGAUCCGGAAAUCCCGAGAUGGAAAGACGGAAGAAGAAACAAAUGGAAAAAAAACAAAAAAAAACAAGAGCCAAACCGUAUCGUCCCCCAGGACACACUUUCAUGUGAAACAACAGAUUCCCAAAAGCCUGUUUUGAGACGUGUUUGUUAACGAUGUACAGACUGUGUUGAAUUAAUUUUUCUUUCAUAAAGAAGACUUUUAUAAUCGUGCCCAUAGUGGGAGGUCAUGUGGACAUAGAAACUGCGCUGGAGUUGAGUCAGUCACAUACGAGUUUUUUUCAUUGCUUGUGGAUUUAAAGCUUUGUUGUAAAUUUUGUCUCUGCAGACCACAGCAUUGGACGCCGCCUACCUUUAUCUCGAUCUUACGGCCACCUUGAUUUAAACCAAGCAAAGCAAUUUAACUCCAUAUUUCAUAGAGAAUAUCAGAGCGGACGAUUUCGUUGUACUUGGAAACCCGAUCAGGAAGCAAAAUAACGGCCGUUCGUCCGACGACUAAAGAGAAUUCGCUUUUUUUUGUGUGUGUGCGUGUAACUAAUUAGCCAAAGGAAGGAAUGUCCAUCGUCAAACUUGUAUAACUAGUACUCAAGGUUAUUCAGUGCGAUUAUUCCAUUGACCAGUAAUGUGUUUAAAAACUAGUUAAAGGUGUAAUCGGUGACUUAGGUCUUAAAAUUAAAACAAAAUUCAGGCGUGGCUUCGGAGGGGCUGACGAAAGCUUUAUUUUUGUGAUCCAGCUUCGGUUCCGAACGUUUCUCACGGUUUCGAGGACGCGCACCUUCACCGACCGCACCUUCCAUUUUCACUUUUUUGUUGUUUGUUCAUUUUAACAUUGGUUUUUUUUUUUUUUUUUUACACAUCAUCCAAUGCAGGUUCUAAACGUCUCAAGCUGAAGUUUGUUCUCCAGUAAUCCUACACGGCCUCACUAACCCGGCCUGAGACCGAGUGCACGCUAACGAUGAUAACGAUAAUCCCACGCUACCUGACCUCAGUUUGACAAGCGCUAACUGUUCAAUUCGUCGCUCGCAUUCUCGUGCUGCUUUAAGUCACAGAUUCAAAAUCCAAAUCCUUGUUUGGAAAUGUGAUGCCUGAAGUUUCAGCUUUCUUUCAUUUGUCAGGUUUGGAAAUAGUGAUUUUUGUAGGGGGGAAAAACGAGGAAAAAAAAAAAAAAGCCAGUGCAUGAAAACAAACAAGCGAUUUGUUGUAUAUAACCUCCUCGGAUCAUUAUUCCACUUUAAUUAUAUAUUUUUUUGUAUCGACUCAUCGUUUUAACCUGUUUUUUUUUUUUUUUGUUUCUCAAAUGUAAGGAAUACCACCCGGUUGUUGUGAAACAUGUAGCUGCACAGACACAACAUUCCGUUCCUGCGAUAUUUAUAUUUAAAGAAAAAAAAAAAAGGUCUUUGAAUUGUAUAUUUAGUUUGGUUUUAUUUGGGUGUGAAUACAUGUAUGCCAACUGA